GGAACAAAACAAAUAUAUCAUAGGAGUUAAGAGUAUGAUGAAUUUAUACGCAACUUGCUCAAAAUAAAAACAGCAAUUAAAAUAAGAAGUUGUCUGAGAGAGAGAGAGAGAGAGAGAGAGAGAGAGAGAGAGGUGUGCCUAGGUGAGGUGGGAAACAACAGAAGCGAGGUGGUUUGAUCUGAGAAAAAGAAAAAACUUCAAUUACCUCCAUCUUCUUCGUAUUCGUCUUCGCCUUCUCCUUCGCCAUUCUCCUUCUUCAAUUCAAGAAUUUAUAUAUUACAUAAUUGUGAUUCCGAUCGCCAUUGAUAUUUCAAAAUUGAAAUCAAUAUGUCUUUGAACAUGAAAUCCAUACAACAAGCCCUAGCCAAGACCGCUGCCGUCAUUGAGAAGACCGUUCAGACCACCGUCCAAGAGGUCACCGGACCCAAGCCACUCCAGGACUACGAACUCCUCGAUCAGAUCGGUUCUGCCGGGCCAGCCCUCGCAUGGAAGCUCUACUCGGCCAAGGCGGCGCGCGACUCUAAUCGUCCACAACAGUAUCCCACUGUGUGCGUAUGGGUACUUGACAAGAAAGCUCUCUCUGAGGCACGCGUCCGCGCUGGUCUCUCCAAGGCGGCCGAGGAUGCGUUUCUGGAGAUCAUUCGGGCCGAUGCCGCUCGCCUUGUAAGGCUUAGGCACCCUGGGGUGGUCCAUGUGGUGCAGGCCCUGGAUGAGAAUAAGAAUGCCAUGGCAAUGGUGACUGAGCCAUUGUUCGCAUCUGUUGCUAAUGCGCUUGGCAAUGUGGAGAAUGUGACCAAGGUGCCUAAGGAGCUUAAGGGAAUGGUUAUGGGGCUUUUGGAGGUGAAGCAUGGGUUGCUCCAGAUAGCAGAAUCCUUGGAGUUCUUACAUAGUAAUGCACGGCUUAUACAUCGAGCAAUAUCACCCGAGAAUGUUCUUAUUACAUCAAGUGGAGCUUGGAAGCUGGCUGGAUUUGGUUUUGCAAUCUCCACAGAUCAGGCCACAAGCGAUGCAGCUAGUUCUCAGGCUUUCCAUUAUGCUGAAUAUGAUGUUGAAGACUCUUUACUGCCACUUCAUCCAUCACUAAAUUACACUGCUCCAGAACUUGUUAGAAGCAAAUCGUCUAUAGUUCGAUGGUCGUCUGAUAUAUUCAGUUUUGCAUGCCUUGCCUACCACUUGAUUACUCACAGAUCUUUAUUUGAUUGUCACAAUAAUGUUAAAAUGUACAUAAACACCUUGACUUACUUAUCCAGCGAAGCAUUCUCCUCAAUUCCAUCAGAGUUGGUUCCUGACUUGCAAAGGAUGCUUUCUGCAAAUGAGUCCUCCAGGCCAUCUGCAAUGGAUUUUACAGGUUCUCCAUUUUUCCGGAAUGAUACUAGGUUGCGUGCUCUUCGCUUCCUCGACCACAUGCUUGAAAGAGAUAACAUGCAGAAGUCAGAGUUCUUGAAAGCGUUGUCUGAUAUGUGGAAAGAUUUUGAUUCUCGUGUAUUGCGGUAUAAGGUACUUCCGCCUCUUUGUGCAGAGCUUAGGAAUAUGGUAAUGCAACCAAUGAUUCUGCCAAUGGUUCUCACUAUAGCGGAGGCUCAGGAAAAAAAUGAUUUUGAGCUAUCAACACUGCCAGCUCUUGUUCCUGUCCUGAGUACUGCAGUGGGUGAGACACUGUUGCUGCUUGUUAAGCAUGCAGAUCUUAUAGUAAACAAGACUAGUCAGGAGCACUUGGUAUCACAUGUCCUGCCCAUGAUUGUUCGGGCUUAUGAUGAUAAUGAUGCUCGCAUUCAGGAGGAAGUUUUAAAAAAAUCUGCUUUUCUUGCCAAGCAACUUGAUGUUCAGCUAGUAAAGCAAGCACUUUUGCCUCGUGUCCAUGGCUUGGCUCUUAAGACAACAGUAGCAGCGGUCAGAGUUAAUGCUUUGCUGUGCUUGGGGGAUUUGGUUACUACGCUUGAUAAACAUGCUGUUCUGGAGGUCUUGCAAACUAUUCAUCGUUGUACAGCUGUUGAUCGUUCUGCUCCUACCCUUAUGUGCACACUUGGGGUUGCAAGCUCAAUUCUUAAGCAGUACGGAGUGGAAUUUACUGCGGAGCAUGUUCUACCACUACUUACACCUCUUCUCACUGCCCAACAACUAAAUGUUCAGCAGUUUGCCAAGUAUAUGCUCUUUGUUAAAGAUAUCCUCAGGAAAAUUGAAGAAAAGAGAGGAGUUACUGUGACAGACUCUGGAAUCCCAGAGGCAAAGCCAGCUGGUCAUGCCAAUGGACUCCAGCCUAAAGCAUCAAGCAGAACAACUGAAACUGUUAAUUCUACAGCUAAGAAAAGUCCUGCGUGGGAUGAAGAUUGGGGUCCAACUACAAACAAAUCUGCCUCUUCUGUCCAAAGUACUGCAAACAGCAUUAACAGCUCCUCCACAAAGCCUGUUGGACAUGAACCAAUCCUUGCAACUUCGUCACAAUCGCAAUCCUUGCCGUUUCCCACAGUUUCCAAUCAUCAAACAGCCACAUCUUGCCCUCCUGUUGAUAUAGAGUGGCCUCCACGCUCAUCUUCUAAAGUUAAUCCCCAAUUUGGCAAUACUGAGAAGCAGUUGAACAUAGGCACAUCAUCCGAUUCAAGUAUUGAUGAUAUGGAUCCUUUUGCUAACUGGCCCCCACGACCUAGUGGCUCAGUGACUGGUGUUGGAACUUCUAACAGCAUUUUAGCACCAUCAUCGACCACUUAUGGUUCUAGUACUAUCUCAAAUCUAUCGAACACCAUGAAUUUCCAGAACAACAACAGUGACUGGCCCUUUAAUGCUCAAAGUCAGGGCAAUUCUGUGACUAGCAGUUUAGGAAGUCUUAACUCUCAGAGUUCCCUUGGUUUUAUUAAACAGAAUCAGGGCAUUGCUGCAUCAAAUACUUAUACUGAGAAGAAAGCAACAGAUCUUGGAUCGAUAUUUACUUCCAGCAAAAAUGAGCAUACUGCUCUAAGGCUUGCUCCUCCCCCGUCAACUGCUGUGGGUAGAGGAAGAGGAAGAGGAAGGGGGAUCAGUUCAGCCUUUCGGCCUACUCAAGUCAAAUCACAACCAGAGCAGCCCUCCCUCUUGGAUCUACUAUAAUAGGUUGGUAGUACCAUUUUUUCAAUUUGUAAAGAGAUAAAGAAAGCAUGAGUAACAGAAUUGUGGGUCUACCCUUGCUAGCCAACUGUUUCAUACCACCUAGAAACUUAUUUGUAAAGUAUAUUUUGGGGACAUUCUAGCCUGGGAUACUGCAGCAGCUCUCGGGGUUGGAAAUGUGAAUGGUUUGUUGUGCUCUCUCUUGUACCUUAUUGUGAUUGGUCACAUACAAUUUUGCAUUUAAUUUUCUACCUGUUAUGUUUAACUUAGAACCGUUUUGUUGCUUGA
Cannabis sativa is the source of this 3366-nucleotide messenger RNA. Its product is annotated as SCY1-like protein 2 A. The record is from RefSeq and is a predicted model, not a curated record. Bases 328 to 3081 code for a protein of 917 amino acids. The transcript is spliced from 14 exons. NCBI's taxonomy places the organism in Eukaryota, Viridiplantae, Streptophyta, Magnoliopsida, Rosales, Cannabaceae. Gene Ontology annotation, biological process: protein phosphorylation. Gene Ontology annotation, molecular function: protein kinase activity; ATP binding.